This is a messenger RNA of Exaiptasia diaphana, 503 nucleotides long. RefSeq names its product sushi, nidogen and EGF-like domain-containing protein 1. The annotation marks the transcript as partial. Gene Ontology annotation, biological process: cell-matrix adhesion. Lineage: Eukaryota; Metazoa; Cnidaria; Anthozoa; Actiniaria; Aiptasiidae. The transcript has 3 exons. The record is from RefSeq and is a predicted model, not a curated record.
AGCUCGGUAGAAGUAUGUUCUCCUCUAAGAAUUACGCGAUCUUUUCGGUUUUGCUUAUCUUAGSCGUAUYACCAAGUGAAACCUAYCGAAAGGGCGAUCACGAGCUACAGCGCACAUAUGAAGAYGGCCAUUCUGGAGAGAUUACCAUAACWACGAGGUUUCCGUUUUUCAGCAAAACGUUUGACUCGUUGUAUGUAAACGCAAAUGGUGUUGUGUCUUUUAACGUGACGGUCACGCAGUUCACACCAAGUCGUUUUCCUCUACGUGAUGGACGUACWAUGAUUGCUCCUUUCUGGGCGGAUGUGGACAUUCGAAAGACGGGUAAUGUGUUUUAUGGCGAAUGUACAAACAAAGACACGUGCUUGAAAGAAGCUACAGAAGACGUGAAAAAAGCAUUUCCAGGGCAGUUCACAAACUUCGCAGCAACAUGGACUUUUGUGACAACUUGGGAAAAAGUACCGUUUCUUGGAAAACCGGAUUCUAAGCCAAAUGCAGUUAACACG